This is a messenger RNA of Cynocephalus volans (Philippine flying lemur), 1518 nucleotides long. RefSeq names its product t-complex 11 (gene TCP11). The record is from RefSeq and is a predicted model, not a curated record. Gene Ontology annotation, biological process: regulation of sperm capacitation. Lineage: Eukaryota; Metazoa; Chordata; Mammalia; Dermoptera; Cynocephalidae. The transcript has 9 exons. The coding region runs from base 7 to 1518 and encodes 503 amino acids. Gene Ontology annotation, cellular component: acrosomal vesicle; sperm flagellum.
AGCAAAAUGCCGGACGUCCGGGACCAAGUACCCGCGAAGGCCCCUGGCGAUGCAGAGAGCGGGCCCUGUCCGCUCCAAACAUCAGGACCGACCCAGGAAGACAUGAGCAGCCCCAAGGACCACCCUCCUCUUCCUUCUAUCACAGGUCUGACAGAGAAAGUUAAUGAAGUUUCCAAGCUGAGCAACAAGAUUGUAAUGAAUCAUGAUUUCCACAUGGAAAAGAAGAUUUUAACUUCAAGCAGUCUGGAAGGCAAGGUCAAGGAGACAAUGCACAAUUCCUUUUGGGACCAUCUUAAAGAGCAACUGUCAGCUACUCCCCCUGACUUCAGUUGUGCUCUUGAACUUCUGAAAGAAAUUAAAGAGAUCUUGCUAUCACUGCUGUUACCACGCCAGAACCGCCUAAGAAGUGAGGUCGAAGAAGCUCUGGACAUGGACUUCCUCAAGCAGAAAGCAGAAUAUGGGGCCCUGGAUGUCCCUUAUCUCUCUAAGUACAUUCUCAACCUGAUGACUUUGCUGUGUGCACCAGUUCGAGAUGAAGCAGUGCAGAAACUAGAGAACAUUACUGACCCUGUUCGGUUACUGAGAGGGAUCUUCCAGGUUCUGGGCCUGAUGAAAAUGGACAUGGUGAACUACACUAUCCAGAGCCUUCAACCCCACCUGCAAGAACAUUCCAUCCAGUGUGAACGGGCUAAAUUCCAGGAGCUCCUCAAUAAGCAGCCUAGCCUCCUGGAUCACACCACCAAAUGGCUGACCCAAGCAGCAGCAGACCUCACCACAUCACCUUCAACUUGUUCUGACACUCCAGACUCCUCCAGUGUGGCCGGCCCCUCUCCAAACGAAGUAGUCAACAACACAGAACCCCUCAACCCUACAAUGGUGCUGUCCCAGGGCUUCCUAAAUCUCCUUCUUUGGGACCCUGAAAAUGAAGAGUUCCCUGAGACCCUGCUGAUGGACAGAACCCGGCUGCAGGAGCUGGAAUCCCAGUUGCAGCAGUUAACCAUGCUGGCCUCAGUCUUGCUAGUGGCCAGUAGUUUCUCUGGCAGUGUUUUGUUUGGCUCACCCCAGUUUGUCGAUAAACUGAAACGCAUAACCAAAUCCCUUAUGGGGGGAUUUAACUCCAGACCUGAGGAGGCUAUGGUGACUGUGAGUGAACAAGUGUCUCAGGAAAUCCAUCAAAGCCUCAAGAAUAUGGGCCUUGCUGCUUUGAGUAGUGACAACACAACAUCUCUGAUAGGACAGCUCCAGAACAUUGCCAAGAAAGAGAACUGUGUCCGCAGUGUCAUUGAUCAGCGGAUCCACUUGUUUCUCAAAUGUUGUUUGGUUCUUGGUGUGCAGCAGUCUCUGUUAGACCUCCCUGGAGGCCUUACUCUCAUUGAGGCAGAGCUGGCGGAACUGGGCCAAAAGUUUGUCAGCCUGACACAUCACAAUAAGCAAGUGUUUGGCCCCUACUACACUGCAAUCCUAAAAACCCUCAUCUCCCCAGCCCAGGCACUGGAAACAAAAGUGGAGUCUCUCUGA